AUGAUGAAGAACGUACUGAUACAACAAGAUUUGGAUGAUGCACUCAGCGGUGAAAAGCCAGCAAGCAUGACAGACACAACAUGGACUAAGGUUCUCAAGAAAGCCAAGAGUUCUAUCGAGAUCCAUCUCACAAGAUUCGUUCGGAUACGCAUCACCAAAAAGAUGACUACCCAAGAAGCAUGGGAAAAGUUGGAGAAUGUUUAUAUGGGCAAAACCGUGUCCAAUAAACUUUUUCUAAAGGAUGAACUAUUCGGACUUCGACUGGAAGGAGAGCCUAGGUCAAAGGGUUCUAAGAUGUCUAAAGGGAAGAUGAAUGCGGAUCUAGGACCUGCGUUAAAGCCCUUUGACAGCAAGGAUGACUUCACAGACUGGCAAAGGAUGAUGAAGAACGUACUAAUACAACAAGAUUUGGAUGAUGCACUCAGCGGUGAGAAGCCAGCAAGCAUGACAGACACAACAUGGACUAAGGUUCUCAAGAAAGCCAAGAGUUCCAUCGAGAUCCAUCUCACAAGAUUCGUUCGGACACGCAUCACCAAAAAGAUGACUACCCAAGAAGCAUGGGAAAAGUUGGAGAAUGUUUAUAUGGGCAAAACCGUGUCCAAUAAACUUUUUCUAAAGGAUGAACUAUUCGGACUUCGACUGGAAGGAGGUCGAACUAACAAAGAUGAUGAUAUGGCUAUGAGGUCUCUACCUUCGUCUUUCAAGCACUUUCGAACAACUCUAAUGUUUGGAAAAGAGUCCUUGAAGCUUGAAGAUGUAAUUCAAGCUCUUCAGUCAUAUGUUAAGCUAGAUGAUAUAACUGAAAGCUCUCAAGGCCUUUAUGCCAAAGGAAAGGAGAAAGGGUGGGAAAAGACAAAGGAAGAGAAAACAGGCAACAGAGAUAGGUCAAAAUCCAAGAAGAAAAAGGAAAAGAAGGAAGGUUGCUUCGAAUGUGGUUCAACCGAUCAUUGGAAGAGGAACUGCAAGAUUUGGAAAGAGAAGAAAGCAAAGAGGGAAAGAAGCUCAGGUUCAACUAGUACAGUCACCGAGCAUGAGAGUGACGGGGAGCUUCUUUUAGUAACAUCAGGCUCCAAGGCUUUCACAAAUUGGAUUUUGGAUACCGGAUGCACUUUUCAUAUGUGUGAAGUAAGAGAAUGGUUCUAUACUUACAAAGAAGUCAGCAGCGGGGAAGUUUUAAUGAGGGAUGAUUCUUCAUGUCUUGUAAAAGGAAUCGGCACUGUUGGAAUCAAAAUGUUUGAUGGGAUGAUACGAGUUUUGGGGAACGUUAGAUAUGUCCCUAGACUAAGAAAGAAUUUGAUUUCCUUGGGUACUUUAGAUGAGGCCGGCUAUGGGUACGAGUCUAAAAAGGGAAGAUUCAGGGUAACCAAAGGAUCACUGGUGGUAAUGCGAGGUGACCUACAACCCAAUAAGCUGUAUAAGUUAAUUGGGACCACCAUAGUCGGGGGAGUAGCUGUUUCUAUAAAUCAAGGUAUAGAAGACAAGACUGAACUCUAUCAUCAUAGGCUUGGGCACAUAAGUCAGAAAGGGUUGCAAGAAUUACACAAGCAAGGCCUGUUGGAAGGCAUGUCAUCUUGCAAAAUGGACUUUUGUGAAUAUUGUGUUCUUGGAAAGCAAAGGAAUGUAUCAUUCACGAGUAGCAGUGCAGAUAACCGAAGCAAGGAGCAACUCAGCUAUAUUCACUCAGACGUUUGGGGCCCUGUACCAACCAAAUCAAAUGGUGGAACUAGGUAUUUUGUUACUUUCAUGGAUGAUUUUUCUAGGAAGGUUUGGGUUUAUUUCAUGAAGCAGAAAUCCGAGGCUUUUGCAAAGUUCAAGGAAUGGAAAACAAAAAUCGAAUAUCAAACUCGAAGAAAGAUCAAGUACCUGAGAAGUGACAAUGAAGUUCUCAGUUUUAAGAGUGCAGAAGAGGUAUGGUCUGAGAAGCCGAUGGACUAUUCCAAGUUCAGGGUAUUCGGCUGUAGUGCUUACGCACAUAUUCCAAGUGAUGAAAGGUCCAAGCUCAAACCAAAGUCUACACAUCGCAUAUUCUUUGGUUUUGAGAAUGGAGUGAAGGGUUUCAAGCUUUGGGAUAUCAACAACAGGAAAAAGGUUGUCAGCCGAGAUGUUGUCUUUGAUAAGACAACCAUGCCUCUGAAUAAAGUCGAGAGUAGUAGGGAGAAGAAAGACGAUACUGAAAUUGAAGCAACAAAAAUUCUGUUAAUCAGUUCAGAUGAAGAAGAAGCUCAGGUGGAGCAAAUUGAGCAAGAUGCCGAAUCUGAUGGUUUUGAGGAAGAAGAAGAGCAUCAACAUCGUUCACCAGUUAGGAAUCAGGUGGAGUAA
Messenger RNA from Prunus armeniaca (apricot), 2319 nucleotides. Lineage: Eukaryota; Viridiplantae; Streptophyta; Magnoliopsida; Rosales; Rosaceae. The record is from the annotation of a GenBank genome assembly.